Cajanus cajan (pigeon pea) is the source of this 1358-nucleotide messenger RNA. Lineage: Eukaryota; Viridiplantae; Streptophyta; Magnoliopsida; Fabales; Fabaceae. The record is from RefSeq and is a predicted model, not a curated record.
AAAUUAAAAAAAGAAAAAAAAAAUUUGAACGGUGAGAGAAUGAAGCGAAGAAGCUUCGAGUCGCGUCCACAACAUCUGUUAGCCACGAACGAAGGCCUCCGCCACACGCCGACGGCGUUCCACCUCCGCAGUCCGCAAAGCAGGACUUGCAUUUUCUUAUAUCAAUUGGUGGAAACUAUUUGUUUUUGGUUAGAGUUGGAUAGGAACAGAGCAUAAAACAACUAUAGUACCCCGUCUCUCUUGGAAGUAGUAGAACUGUUGUUGGCUUUCUCGUGAUCAAUGGUGCCGAUGAAGUCUCUCUCACUUCAUUCUCAUGCCUUGUCAAGUUUUUCCGUAAGUGAAAUUGGAACAAACCCAAGAUGGGCGCCCUUCAAGUCCUCAAAUUUUCUCUGUUGUUCCUCCAAGCCUCAAAGUUUAAGCAGAUUUGUGUGUCUGAGUAGUCAAAACGGUGGCUUUAGAGAAAACUCUGGUGAAGUUGGUCGUGGAGAUGCAGUGAUAAUUGUGGAUCAUGGUUCGCGUCGUAAAGAGUCCAAUCUCUUGCUUAAUGACUUUGUGGAGAUGUUUAAGCAUAAAACUGGGUAUGAGAUUGUGGAGCCUGCUCAUAUGGAAUUAGCAGAACCAUCAAUAAGUGAUGCUUUUCAAUCUUGUGUUAAACAAGGUGCAAACCGUGUUAUUAUCAGUCCCUUUUUUCUCUCUCCUGGAAGGCAUUGGAAUCAGGAUAUUCCUUCCUUAAGUGCAGAGGCAGCGAAGGAGCACCCAGGUGUGUCGUACAUUGUAACUGCACCCCUUGGGUUACAUGAGCUACUUGUGAAUGUUGUGAAUGAUAGGAUCAAGCAUUGCUUAAAGCAUGUAGCUGGAGAUGCAGAAGAGUGUUCAGUUUGUGCUGGGACUGGAAAAUGCAGGCUCUAUUAAUGUGUGAAGUUAGGUUGUUUUGAAUGCUGUUCCUACAAGGUAGAUGAGGCUGAAAGUUAAAGGAAUCUGUAAAUUGAGUUGCAACUGUUCUGAAGUUGUGAUUUCAGAUUGUAUAUUAUGGACUCUUGUUGAUCAAAUUUUGCUGUCACCAGUGGCACAUGAAAUUGAUCGUUCAACCAGAUUCUUCUCGUUUGUGAGCAAAUGUAUUCUUAUUCACUAUGCCAUGCUUCCCAAAUGUGGUUAAGUUGAAUUUGUUUAACAAAAUAAUUUGCAAUGACAAAUUAUCGUUUAUGCAGAUCAUGUUGUAACGAUAUGUUAUAUUUAAUAUUUAUUCUGAUGCACUUAAACUUGGUCUCUUCAUUGGUCCAUCAUGACUUUGAGGAGUUUUUUUUCUUCCUCCAAGUUGUAUCAGUAUUUAACAUUAAUGUAAAGGUUUCUCUUACCCA